CCGCGGGCCGCCGCCCCCGCGGGCCCCGAGUGGGGAGGCUGCGGCCGAGCGCCCGGAGCGUGCGUGGCCACGUGACGGCCGCUAUAAGAGCGCCCCGGGCGGCCACUCCGCUCCCGCCGCGCCUCCUCGCUGGCCGCGCUCCCUCCCCGCGCCCGGUUUCUCCCGGCCACCAACCUGCGGCUGCGGCGGCCGCCCGCCCCCGGCAGCACCAUGGCAGAUCAGGCUUUUGUGACACUGACCACAAACGAUGCCUACGCCAAAGGAGCCCUGGUCCUGGGCUCGUCUCUGAAACAGCACAGGACCACCAGGAGGCUGGUGGUGCUCAUCACCCCGCAGGUGUCAGACUCCAUGAGAAAAGUUUUAGAGAAUGUCUUCGAUGAAGUCAUCAUGGUGGACGUCUUGGACAGUGGCGAUUCUGCUCAUCUGACCUUAAUGAAGAGGCCUGAGUUGGGUGUCACCUUAACGAAACUCCACUGCUGGUCCCUUACACAGUAUUCAAAGUGUGUGUUCAUGGAUGCAGAUACUCUGGUCCUAGCAAAUAUUGAUGACCUUUUUGAGAGAGAAGAAUUGUCGGCGGCACCGGACCCAGGGUGGCCUGACUGCUUCAAUUCUGGAGUCUUCGUUUAUCAACCUUCAGUUGAAACAUACAAUCAGCUGUUGCACGUUGCUUCCGAGGAAGGUAGUUUUGAUGGUGGGGACCAGGGUUUACUGAACACGUUUUUUAGCAGCUGGGCAACAACAGAUAUCAGAAAACACCUGCCAUUCAUUUAUAACCUAAGCAGCAUUUCUGUAUACUCCUACCUCCCAGCAUUUAAAGCGUUUGGCGCAAAUGCCAAAGUUGUGCAUUUCCUGGGACAAAUCAAACCGUGGAAUUAUACUUAUGACCCCAAAACAAAGACUGUCAGAAGUGAGUCCCCUGAUCCCAUCACGACUCACCCCCAGUUUCUCGACCUGUGGUGGGACAUCUUCACCAGCAGUGUUUUCCCGCUGCUCCAGCAGUUCGGCCUUGUCCAGGACACCUGCUCGUAUCUAAAUGUGCUUUCAGAGUUGGUCUAUACACUGGCUUUCUCUUGUGGCUUCUGUAGAAAGGAAGACAUCUCAGGAGCCACAUCACAGCUGUCCCUUGGGGAGGGCUCAGCUCCAGCACAGCCCUUUGUGUCCUCAGAAGAACGGAAGGAGCGGUGGGAACAGGGCCAGGCUGAUUACAUGGGAGCGGAUUCCUUUGACAACAUCAAGAGGAAACUUGACACUUACCUCCAGUAGAAACGCGGCAGUCUUCCCGUGGACGCAUCACUUGGCAGGCACUUACUUCUUAUACUUAGUUUUUAGAGCUGGGUUAAGGAAGGUCUGUUACAGUUGCUAGUGGCUUGCACUGAAAUUCAUCAGACGUGGGGCUUUUGUAGGGCAGGUGAGUACCGGGCAGAAGCUGUGAAAGAACAACUCUGUUACAUAGACUGCUGUGUUUUAACCAUGGGCUUAUUUCAUUGAUGGGUCAGAUAUUUGUCAGUUACGCCCAUUGCCGAGUUAUGUGGUAAAGGGGACUCAACCUUAAACUAUUGAGAUAGCUUCCAAUGUGCUCAGCCGGGUGCCAAAUCAGUCUCCCUUCGGAAUGGGACAUGGUGUUGGUCUCUUGCUUGCUUGUUGUGCCCUCACAAGCCCUGCAUUUUAGGGUUCCCCAGGGCGGCCAGAGUGACUGUAAUCCUGCUUUCAGGUAAAGACAGCCCACAGUAACACUGCUGAGUGACUCGUAAGCAUCCCGACAGGUGACUUCAGCCCAUUUUAUUUCCUGGUUUUAGUGUCUGGCAACGCUCGCUGGUUUUCUGUGCACAGUGGGGCAAUGUGUUCAGUUCUGUAUAUCUGAAAACAGCAGUGUGUUCUCUGGUUACCUGCAAUAGCACCUUGAAUGAAAAAUAAAGACUUACUGCCACA
Messenger RNA from Rhinolophus ferrumequinum (greater horseshoe bat), 1929 nucleotides. It is a transcript of the gene GYG1, whose product is annotated as glycogenin 1. The record is from RefSeq and is a predicted model, not a curated record. The transcript is spliced from 8 exons. Lineage: Eukaryota; Metazoa; Chordata; Mammalia; Chiroptera; Rhinolophidae. Gene Ontology annotation, cellular component: cytoplasm. Bases 211 to 1263 code for a protein of 350 amino acids. Gene Ontology annotation, molecular function: glycosyltransferase activity.